ACCGCAAGCCGUCGUCACCAAGAGGGAGGAAUGCGGUAAGCGGCAAGCCUAUUCCGUCUUCUACUGUCCUGUUCCGCCGAACACGUCGCCAGGUCUCCUUCCGCCAGAGCACGCCACCUCGAAUCCCCCUCCCUGCUCAAGUGCUCGGCGACUCGGCACCUCCGCCCCACGUCUUUCUCCACCGACCACCUGCCCCGACCCCUCCUCGACCGGCGUCGAGUGGGGAUCCAUCAGGACUGGUUGGUGAGUCUUUGACUCGCUCGGAUCGUUCUAAUUUGUUCAUAAUUUUUUCCCGUUUGCUUGCCUGCGAGCAAUCGACUCCGAUUCGUCGUAGGGGCUACUCCAAUGCAUGCAGUUAAGUUAGUCGUGGAGUUCUAAGGGAAGGAUCGGCAUGCUCUACAGAGAAGUGUUGCAGAGCGUUAAAAGCAGUUUGGGAAGACUACAGAAAUACCCAAAAAGAUCGCCCCCUAGCUUCUGAAUCCUUCAAUUCUCUAGCCUGUAAAAGAACAAGCCAGGGGUAGCUAAAUACGACAACCCCAGCACUUACUCAUUAUCUUUGCUGACAGUAUGGCACUGAAAAAUGUGAUCCGUGUCAUUUUGGUGCUGGCCCAUGUGAGCAGUUGUCUGGCUCGAUUAGGGAACAUGUUCUCUCCUGGCUUCGUUUCAGCAUCAAAGCCAUUGCCAAGCUGGCCAAUUUUGAGUGCAGGAACAUCUGUAACUGUGGCUCUUGUUUUGUCAUUGUUUCUAACCUUUGAGCAUCUGUGUGCAUACCAUCAACCUGAGGAGCAAAAAUUCAUGAUUGGUCUGAUUCUGAUGGUUCCAGUAUAUGCUGUUCAAUCAUUCUUUUCAUUACUGAAUUCAAAUGUUGCAUUCAUCUGUGAACUGAUGCGUGACUGUUACGAGGCAUUUGCCAUGUAUUGUUUCGAGAGAUAUUUGAUAGCAUGCUUAGGUGGAGAAGAAAGUACCAUUAGGUUUAUGGAGGGUCGGCUUCAAAUCAGUGAGAGCUCACCUCUGCUAGAUAUUGAUUAUGAUUAUGGCAUUGUGAAACAUCCUUUCCCAUUGAGCUGCUUUAUGAGAAAUUGGUACCUCGGUCCUGACUUCUACCAUGCUGUGAAGAUUGGUAUUGUGCAAUAUAUGAUCCUCAAGCCUAUCUGUGCUGUUUUGGCAAUUUUCUUUGAACUUCUUGGAAUCUAUGGAGAAGGAAAGUUUGCGUGGAAAUACGGGUAUCCAUAUUUGGCUGUUGUCCUAAAUUUCAGCCAGACGUGGGCAUUAUAUUGUCUUAUACAGUUUUAUACUGCUACCAAGGAGAAGCUGCAACCUAUAAAGCCCCUGUCCAAGUUUCUUACUUUCAAAUCUAUUGUAUUUUUGACCUGGUGGCAGGGUGUUGCUGUUGCGUUUCUUUUCUCAACUGGGCUUUUUAAUGGACAUUUGGCACAAAGGUUUCAAACACGUAUCCAGGAUUACAUUAUAUGCCUUGAGAUGGGGGUUGCGGCAGUGGUCCAUUUAAAAGUGUUUCCAGCUAAACCUUACCGACGUGGGGAAAGAAAUGUUCCCAAUGUUGCUGUCAUGUCUGAUUAUGCAUCACUGGGAGCUCCAGACCCUGAAGAAAUUGGAGGGAUCGACAGCUUAACAAUCUUGCAAACUCCUGUCACUAAAGACAGGCAGCUGAGUUUUUCUCAGAGUGUUCGUGAUGUUGUGUUGGGCAGCGGUGAAAUCAUGGUUGAUGAUGUUAAAUAUACAGUUUCACAUGUCGUGGAGCCUAUGGAGCGGAGUUUUACAAAGAUAAAUAAGACAAUUCAUCAAAUCUCAGAAAACGUCAAGCAGCUUGAGAAGCAAAAGAGGAAGGCAAAGGACGACAGUCAUCUUAUUCCCCUAGAACCAUGGUCAGAGGAAUUUUCAGAAGCUCAUGACCAUGUUGCGGGCGGUAGUGCCAGUGACAGCGGAUUAGCUAAGACAAGGUACAACAGGAUCUUAAAUAGGCCCCGGAGGUCAUUCGAGUCCAGAUUGCGCAGAUGGUUCUAGCAGCCAGCCGGUGCUAGUGGGUUAAUUGAUUUUGAUCAAAAGAGGCGGUUAACCUUUUCGCUCCGGUUGUUUGACAAAAUGAUAGCAAUUCUGACAAACUAGUUCUCCCUCCGUUCUUUUCUUCUUUAUUUGCUGGUGACAAAUAUUCGAGAACGGAGUUUGGAGUUUGGCACGGGGUGGAGGCAGUAGCCAGCAGCUCUUCAUUAUUUUGUGGGUGACAAAUAUUCAUGAACGGAGUUUGGAGUUUGGCACGGGGUGGAGGCAGUAGCCAGCAGCUGCUUCCUGUUGUUUAUAGCUUGACCCUGGGCUCUUUCCCAUUUUGGAGGCUGUAGCUACACGAGUUUUUGAUGUUAGCGUCCUUGUUUAGAACUUACCUCUUAGGAUCGGCAAAUACCGAUGUAACCUGUUGCUUCCUAGAGUUAGUAUAAAGUACCAUGCUUUGAACUGGGGUUCUAGUUUAGAAUUCAUCUUUGAGGACGGCGAAGUAAAAGGUUUCUCUGGAACUGUUUCAGCUGGAAUGAUAUGUUUAUUUGUAUUAAUAUUGAUUAGGCAG
Messenger RNA from Zea mays, 2575 nucleotides. Its product is annotated as Protein LAZ1 homolog 1. The record is from RefSeq and is a predicted model, not a curated record. Lineage: Eukaryota; Viridiplantae; Streptophyta; Magnoliopsida; Poales; Poaceae. The coding region runs from base 568 to 2022 and encodes 484 amino acids. The transcript has 9 exons.